CUUUUGAGUCCAAGUUACAAAGCAAAAAUGGCAUCCAACCAUCAGACUGGCGUACUUGAAGAUAACAUGGCCAUGUGGGAAAGAGGAGGGAAGAAGGGGUUAACACUCAACACCAGAGCAAUCAACAUAAUAUGGGGUGGAGAUGGCAGCAAUGGAAAGUACUGGAAAAGAAAUAUAGAUGAUUCUUCUGAGUUUGUCGAGCUAUUGGGAGUCUACUGGCUAGAAGUCACAGGGAAGGUUCCACUCCAUCUGCUCAGCCCAAGCACAAAAUACUGCUUAUUCUUUAACCUUAAGCUGAUAUCAACUGCUUCUGGUUGGGAUACCUAUCCAGUAAUCUUGAAGCUCCAUUUGCUAGGAAAUAGAAUAGCAUCUAAAGAAGUUAAACUUUCAGAACAUAUGGAUAAAGGGUGGGUAGAUGUUCCUGAUGGAGGACUAGAGUUCUUGGUGCCCCAAGACACUUCAGGAAAGCUAACAUUUGCUUUGUAUGAGAUUGAGUGUGAGGAAUGGAAGAAAGGUCUGAUCAUUAGGGAGGUGAAAUUAGUGCCGGAUACUACUAGUAACAUUACCGUCUAGGCAACCAUAUUUUUCCAGAUGAUAUAUGAGCAAGCAUGUAUCUUCAGUUCAACCCUUCCAGUCCUGAAAAGUUGAAGUGGAAGACAUUUCUUCUGCAGUGACAGGCUUGUGCAACUGUAUCCAUAAAAAUAU
This is a messenger RNA of Elaeis guineensis (African oil palm), 705 nucleotides long. RefSeq lists its product as uncharacterized. NCBI's taxonomy places the organism in Eukaryota, Viridiplantae, Streptophyta, Magnoliopsida, Arecales, Arecaceae. Gene Ontology annotation, molecular function: carbohydrate binding. The record is from RefSeq and is a predicted model, not a curated record.